Molecule: messenger RNA, 2455 nt
Organism: Neogale vison (American mink)
Lineage: Eukaryota; Metazoa; Chordata; Mammalia; Carnivora; Mustelidae
Gene: EFNB2
Product: ephrin B2
Exons: 5
Coding region: 124-1125 (333 amino acids)
Biological process (GO): ephrin receptor signaling pathway; blood vessel morphogenesis; axon guidance
Cellular component (GO): plasma membrane
Molecular function (GO): ephrin receptor binding
Source: RefSeq, a predicted model, not a curated record
AGCCGCUCGGCGCGCCCCGGAGCUGCCUGCGGUCUCCCCCUUGUCUGCCCGGAGGAUUGGGGCUCCGGCCCGCGCCCAGUGCCUCCGUCGUCCGGAGUGUGCGGAGCUGGGAGCGGCUUGGCCAUGGCCGCCAGGAGGGACUCCGUGUGGAAGUACUGCUGGGGAGUUUUGAUGGUUUUAUGCAGAACUGCGAUUUCCAGGUCGAUAGUUUUAGAGCCCAUCUAUUGGAAUUCCUCGAACUCCAAAUUUCUACCUGGACAAGGACUGGUACUAUAUCCACAGAUAGGAGACAAAUUGGAUAUUAUUUGCCCCAAAGUGGACUCUAAAACUGUUGGCCAGUAUGAAUAUUAUAAAGUUUAUAUGGUUGAUAAAGACCAGGCAGACCGAUGCACUAUUAAGAAGGAAAAUACCCCUCUUCUCAACUGUGCCAGACCAGACCAAGAUGUAAAAUUCACUAUCAAGUUUCAAGAGUUCAGCCCUAACCUCUGGGGUCUAGAAUUUCAGAAGAACAGAGAUUAUUACAUUAUAUCUACAUCAAAUGGGUCUUUGGAGGGCCUGGAUAACCAGGAGGGAGGGGUGUGCCAGACAAGAGCCAUGAAGAUCCUCAUGAAAGUUGGACAAGAUGCGAGUUCCGCUGGGUCCACCAGGCAUCAUGAUCCAACACGACGCCCAGAACUAGAAGCCGGUACAAAUGGAAGAAGUUCAACGACAAGUCCCUUUGUCAAACCAAAUCCAGGUUCUAGCACAGACGGCAGCAGCGCCGGACAUUCCGGGAACAAUAUCCUCGGUUCCGAAGUGGCCUUAUUCGCGGGGAUUGCUUCAGGAUGCAUCAUCUUCAUCGUCAUCAUCAUCACGCUGGUGGUCCUCCUGCUCAAGUACCGGCGGAGACACCGGAAACACUCGCCGCAGCACACGGCCACGCUGUCGCUCAGCACGCUGGCCACCCCGAAGCGCGGCGGCGGCAACAACGGCUCGGAGCCCAGUGACAUUAUCAUCCCGCUGCGGACUGCGGACAGUGUGUUCUGCCCCCACUACGAGAAGGUCAGCGGGGACUACGGGCACCCCGUGUACAUAGUCCAGGAGAUGCCCCCCCAGAGCCCUGCGAACAUUUACUACAAGGUCUGAGACUCGGAGGUGCCUUGGCUUUCCCGGAGGAAACGUCCUGGCCCGCGGCCGCCCGGGGAGGGUUUGAUGACCCCCUGCGCGUCGCCUGGACUGGAGCGCAGCGGGGGAGAGGGAACGCCGCUUCUCGGGAGAGCCCUGUUGAGUUGGACAGCUUCUCUAGUGUGAGCGCCCCGGCCGCGGCCGAGACAGAUGCUCGCCGGCCGCGGGGAGCGGGGGGCGCAGAGGGGGCCCCGCUGGGACUGUGGCGCUCGCCUCCCACCCCUCCACCUCCAAGCCAUGCGCUGCCGGCACUCGGGCCUGCGGGGAGCCGGGGGAGACCGAGCCUCCCGGGCAGGGCAGGAGUCCCGGGCCGCCGCGCCUGGACCUGCAGUCCUCUGCCUCGGGCGCUCCUGCUGCGGAGCGUCCGGACUUGACACACAGACCUCGGGCUGGGGGAGGCUUCCGAGAGGUCCAGCUUCCAGUCCUCCCCAUGGCACCCCGUCCCCCCAGCGCCCCUGCCCGAUCUCCGGGGCUCUGCCGUGCUUCCCGGGAGAGCCCCUCUCCCUCUGCACUCUGCAUCACUGCUGGAACACUCACGUCUGGGGGUCUCCUGCUCCGCGCACCUGCAGCCACGGCUACCACGGAAUGGGUAAUACACUUCUAGAAAUGGUGUUUGCUAAUAAGGCGCCCCAGGCGGGGCUGUGGGCCGCGGAGUUCGCGGAAGGGGGCGGGCUGGGGAAAAGGGCUGUCUGCAGAUGCAAUUCCAGGCUGCCGCCUCCAAAGCGGAGUCCGGUGGGGGGGAGCCCCGUGAGUAGCACAGCACUUUGGUUUGGCUGAGAUUUUAGGAGGCAAGUAGGAGACACAACACCACUCACAGUGGAGGAGGGUGCCUUUGAAGGAAUCCGCCCUGAUCGCAUGGCAACGUGCAGGAAAACCAGAGUCCUCUUCGCUGGGGAGAACAAAGGGGCAUUGUUGGGGGAGGAACAGGCCAGGAGGGAAGGGAGCCGUGGGCGCUGAUGACGGAUUCGGGCAGGACUGUUGUGGUGCCGGCAGUAAGAGGUACCGCUUGGAAGCUGUAGGAGAGUCGGUCUGCUUUGGAUGAGGUCUAGAGCGGACUCAGCUGCUAUCCUGAUCACAUUUUAUUAAACACAGGGAAAGCAUUUAGGAGAAUAGCAGAGAGCCAAAUCUGACCUAGACGUUGAAAAGCCAAAGGUCAACAGGCUGUAAUUCCAUCAUCAUUGAUGUUAUUGAGGAGUUCUGUUAUGUAAAAGGUAGGUCAGAAUCCCCGCCCCCUCCCCCCAGUGCCCCUCCCCCAUCCCCUCCGCCACGGAGCCUCCCCACACGUUGGUUU